AUGCCUAGCCAGAAUACAGACGCUAUGGCCGAAUUGGAGACCCUGACUUCUGUUUCUAGUCGCCAAGAACAAAAGGAUGGCAAUGCCAACGCACGGCGACGACUAGGGUACCCCGAAACGCUCUGUUCACUUUCAACAGAGGAAAGAAACAAGCUGGAACGUCAGCUUGUCAGGAAGCUGGAUGCACGCCUGAUGGCUCCCUUGAUUAUCAUGUACAUCAUGAACUAUUUGGAUAGAAACGCCAUUGCUGCUGCUAAGAUAGCGGGCAUCGUUGAUGAUCUGAAUUUAUCUGACUCGGAGUUUCAGACUUGCAUCAGCAUCCUUUUCGUAGGAUAUAUCCUUAUGCAAAUCCCAUCUAACCUUUACCUGACCAAGAUUGGGAAGCCUUCAAUCUAUCUUCCUUUAUGCAUGGCCAUCUGGGGAUCGCUCUGUGCCGUAACUGGCGCCGUACACAACUUCAGUGGGCUUGCUGCUACUCGCUUCUUGCUGGGCUUCGUCGAGGCCGCGCAUCACUUCGAAUCUAGAAGGGCAAGUCACCUCCGGGGAACUGAAAGCUUGCGUUCAGAGACUAAGUGUUGCAGUGCUCUUGGCCUAGAAGCAUGGCGAUGGAUCUUUAUCAUCGAGGGAGCAAUCACUGUGGCCAUCGCAACGACCGUGACCUUCAUUCUCCCAGACUUCCCAACUAACACGAAGUGGAUGACAGACCAAGAGCGCGCACUAGCAUCCUGGCGGCCCAUCGCGGACAUAGGAGAGGAAGACUGGGUCUCACCAGAAGAGGAAGGUCUGGCAGCCGGUUUCCAGCAGUGUAUUCGCGAUUACAAGACCUGGUUAUUCGCAAUUUUAAUCUUCGCCGUGGUUUCCAGCGGGACCAUCAACUCAUAUUUCCCCACCAUCGUCGAAACCCUCAACUACAGCCGAACAACAACGCUCCUCUUCACCGCACCCCCCUACCUCCUCUCCUGCAUAGUUACGCUCUGCGUCUCUUUCAACGCCGACCGAACUGGUGAACGGUACUUUCACUUCACACUCCCUACCUGGAUAUCGGUCGCUGGCUUCAUCAUAUCAGGCUCAACAACGAAUUUCCCCGCCCGCUACAUCUCCAUGAUGAUCAUGCUCCCGGGCGUCUACACGGCCUUCACAAUUGGCCUCACCUGGCUCGCGAAUGCACUCCCACGGCCACCUGCAAAGAGAGCAGCUGCACUGGCGCUUUGCAGCGCAGCCUCCAACUGCUCGAGUAUCUACGGCGCGUUUCUGUACCCGCAGUCAACGGCGCCCCGGUACAUCAUGGCGAUGGGAAUCAAUGCUAGCACGGCGGUCAUGUCUAUCAUUGUGGCAAACUUCCUACAUUUUGAUCUCAAGAGGUUAAAUCGAAAGUUAGACGAAGCGGAGCUUGAGGCUGAAGCAGAGCAGGUUGGGGGUAUGGGCGCGCAAACGGAAGGGACUGUCCAGAGCAAUUUCCGCUACCUCUACUGA
Messenger RNA from Aspergillus mulundensis, 1473 nucleotides. RefSeq lists its product as uncharacterized. Lineage: Eukaryota; Fungi; Ascomycota; Eurotiomycetes; Eurotiales; Aspergillaceae. Gene Ontology annotation, molecular function: transmembrane transporter activity. Bases 1 to 1473 code for a protein of 490 amino acids. Gene Ontology annotation, cellular component: membrane. Gene Ontology annotation, biological process: transmembrane transport. The record is from RefSeq and is a predicted model, not a curated record. The transcript is spliced from 6 exons.